AUGCCCCCUGGUCUCUGCCUGUGCCACCUACCUUCGUGCGUCUUCCGGACCUCGAGGAACGAAGAGAUCAGGUUCCCCCUGAAGCCCUUCGAGCCCAUUUUUUAUGCUCUGCUAGACGCGAAGUUUUCUACCUCUGCCGCAGCAUACACCGAUGGCGCAUUUCGAAAUGGCAAAUCCGCCUCGGCAUUCGUCAUCCUGUCCGAAGGCGUACUGGAAGGACAUCGCCUUUCACAUCAAACCUCAUCCACAGCUGCGGAACUCUAUGCCAUGCUUUUCUUUCUGCAGCCCAUCGUUGAUUUUACCCUGCGGGAAUGUGUCGUGUUCACAGACUCUACAUCUGCGCUGCAAGCAACUGGAAAUUCUGGCAUCCGAGGCUCAUCCGCACCGUUGGUGUUGGAUGUGUUAAUGGCUUACAACCUUGUCUACGAAGCAGGGCACAGGCUGGUUCUCCAAUGGGUUCCAGCCCAUGAUGGUAUCGAAGGGAACGAACAGGCCGACAGCGCUGCAGAAGCAGCUCUCUCGUCUUGGAGACGGACGCGUAUUGCGCUGCUGAGAGGAAAUCGUCGUUCCGUACUUCGACGCCUUGUGACUCCUCUGGCAUCCCGCCAAUGGAGCGCUGACAACCUCCCCGCAGCCAUGCUGAGCAGAGUUGAUCCAGCGCUCGCUUUCCGCGUGCCUCGACAUACCUUCGUCAAGAUGUCGCAUUAG
This is a messenger RNA of Ornithodoros turicata, 708 nucleotides long. RefSeq lists its product as uncharacterized. The transcript has a single exon. The record is from RefSeq and is a predicted model, not a curated record. Gene Ontology annotation, molecular function: RNA-DNA hybrid ribonuclease activity; nucleic acid binding. NCBI's taxonomy places the organism in Eukaryota, Metazoa, Arthropoda, Arachnida, Ixodida, Argasidae. Bases 1 to 708 code for a protein of 235 amino acids.